UCAACUUGAUGUCAUUCGAACUUCUUUGAUUGUUUUUUGUGUGUAUAACAAAAAACGAGAAAAAGUAUUCGCUGAUUAUUUUCGCACUACCAAAUAUUUUGUUAACAUUUUUUCUGCAUUGAAAUAUAUAGAAGAUGGCGAAGCGUUUAAAUGAAGAGCUCGUAUUCAGAAAAACAAAGCUUAACAAUCUAACUGACAUUAAGAAGUUAAACUGCUGGGGAAAUGAUAUCGAGGAUGUGUCUUUACUCCAGCAGAUGCCCAACGUACAAGUCCUUUCGCUAAGUAUAAAUAAAAUCAAUACUUUGGCCAAUUUCCAAUACUGCACUUCCCUUCAAGAACUCUACGUUCGCCAAAAUGACAUUAGAGAUCUGAAUGAGAUAUGCUACCUUCAAGGACUCAAAAAUUUGAGAAAUCUUUGGCUUGCAGAGAAUCCAUGUUCGUUACAAGAAGAUUAUCGACCAACGGUUAUAAGAACCCUAACCCAACUUAAGCAACUCGAUAAUUUAGCAAUUACCGAAAGGGAAUACAAGGAAGCUGCUACUAAAGGCAGGCUUCUGAUUCAUCCCGACAAUCUUCCCAGAAGAUCAUACACCGAAGAAACGCCGGAAAAGGAAGAAAUAGAGAUAGAGAUAGAGAUUCCAAAGGAAAACGAGUUCUACAUGUCCAACAGCAUGAACUACGUUAAUAAAAAUCGCUCAUCGGAAGAAAAUUGUUGCAACCAAAAUAGUCCCAAUUACAACAACCAAAAUAGUCCCAAUUACAACAACCAAAAUAGUCCUAAUUACAACAACCAAAUCAAAGAAGAAAUAAUUUUCAAAAAAAUGAAAAAUUGUAGCACGAACCGUUCUUCUGAAGAUAAUUCAAAAAAUACAACGUACAGACCAUCGAGCCCUCCUACUUACAGGCUGAACAACAAUUUUGAAGAUGAAUGCUUCAAUUCCAUCAGGUGUUCGUUUGAAGACCAAAACGAUUACAAUGCAAUUACAUCAUUGACAAGCUAUCACAUAACUGAAGAAAGAGAUAAUGACACAUUUUCGGUUAAAGAUCAUUACGUAGAAGAGUCCUACAGUUGCAGACCAAGUAAUACAUUUCACCAGGCGAUCAUACAACCCCUAAACGAGAUUUCGUACUCUUACGUACCACCCCUGAAUCACUCGUUCAGCUCCAAUGAUCUGGAAGAUAGUUUGGAAUCAAACCGUUUGCAGAAAAGUCAAUCUACUGGUCUUAUAGGACAAGAAACCAACACAGGUAGUUUCAUUCCAAUACCAAGGAGGGAGGAUUCUAACAAUUCCAUGUUGACUGAAGACUCUCACCACAGUAUUCUCUUAUCACAACCUACUAAAAGUUUAAAUAACAGUGUGGUUUCUGAAAAUAGAAAAGACAACAUCAGAGAGAAAAGUGCCAAAAAAUGUCGGCGAUUAAAGAACACCACAAAAACUGCUAAUGUUCUAUCAGCUGUUCUGUGUCUGUUGAAGGAGUUGGACCUUUCAAGCCUGGAAGUCGUAGAAAUGGUAGUUGCCUCCAGAUUAGACGAACUUGAAGGAAUUUCGUAAACUUGAAAGUUCAGAAAAGAAAUUUUCAGUUUUGUUAGUCAAAAACAUUUUAUUCAGUAAAGAAAGUCGAUAAAAAUAUGAGUAUAUUAUUUGAAUAUACUCAAAAUGGUAUGCCCUUAUACUAUAUGAAACAAAUCAUUAUUGGACGUAUAAUAUGUAGUGUAUAUGUAUGUAGAUGUAAUAUCUACUGUUAAAUUAUUUGUCAAAAAUUAUAAUAAAUAUUAAAGGUA
Molecule: messenger RNA, 1783 nt
Organism: Agrilus planipennis (emerald ash borer)
Lineage: Eukaryota; Metazoa; Arthropoda; Insecta; Coleoptera; Buprestidae
Product: probable serine/threonine-protein kinase DDB_G0278845
Exons: 1
Coding region: 135-1553 (472 amino acids)
Molecular function (GO): protein binding
Source: RefSeq, a predicted model, not a curated record